Molecule: messenger RNA, 1578 nt
Organism: Plasmodium malariae
Lineage: Eukaryota; Apicomplexa; Aconoidasida; Haemosporida; Plasmodiidae
Product: conserved Plasmodium protein, unknown function
Exons: 3
Coding region: 1-1578 (525 amino acids)
Source: RefSeq, a predicted model, not a curated record
AUGAAUUUUAUAAAAAGAAAGGGUUGUUUUCUUCUUUUUAAAAAUGUAAAACAUUUUUCUUUUUAUAAAAAAAGUAGAGAAAUAAUUUUACAAAAUACAUUAAGAAAAGGAAAAGACAAAAAUAAUGAAUCUUUUUUUUAUGGGUAUAAUGGGCUGAACAGGGGGAAUGAAACGAAUGGAGCGACCUUUUCAAGCUUAGCAAAAAGUGCAAACGAUGAAAAUGGGCAUGUAGUGCUAGGUAUAAGACAAAAUAGUGAUGAAAAGAAGAAGCAAGUGGAUGUAGGAGAUCACGUAUGUGAAGAAAUAGAAGGGGAAGAACUUAAUGACAAUAGUAAUGCUAAAGAAAUUAACAGAGAAAACAAGAUAGGGGAGGUAACAUCAUUUGAAAUAGAAAAAGGGGAAGAUAAGCAGGAUGUGCAUAAAAACAACGAUGAAGUUACGGAGGAGCAAGAUGACGAUAAUGAUGAGGAUGACAAAUACGCAAAAUCGUUCUACGAGAUUUACGAUGAUAACGACGAUACAUAUGAUUGCCCAGAGGAUCUUUUGAAGUUUAUUAAGAAGGAACACAUGAACAUAAAAAUAAAAAUAAAAUGCUCCAGUCCGAGAAAUAUGAAAAAAAGUGAUGUAAAAAAUGUGAUCAAUAACAUGUUUGAGGAAUGUGAAAAAAAUGCUCCUGAUAAUUGGCUAAAUGGGGAAGGGGAAGAAGGAACAGAAAAAGAUGGGGAAAAGGCUAAUGGGGAAGCAGCGGAUGUACCGAAUUACGAUAUAUACUAUUUGAAUUCAGAGUUUAAAAAUUUUAAUUAUCCCGACAGGAAUGUUUUAUGGCCUAACCCACUCGUGUACAACCAUCGCAUACAACCAUUUGUAUUAAGAAAAAGAAAAGAUGUAAAUGCGAGUGAACAUUUUGAAUGUGAUAAAAGAAAUAUGGAAAUAAAUAAAACAAGAUUACAAAAUUUAUGGUGUUAUAGUUCAAGUUAUGGAGUUGACUGGGACACAUUAGAUGCAUUAUAUUUAAAUUAUAAGAAUCAUAAAAGUGAACAUUUAAAUGAAUGGGAAAAUAAUAAAAACAAAAUUAUGCUUUAUGCGUCGAAGGUAUCUAAACGGAAAUUAAUAAAAAGUAGAAAACAGUUAUUAGAUAAGCUUAAUAUCGAUUACUCAGAUAAUGUGUAUGUAAAUUAUGACGACAAAAACGCGAUUCAAGAAGAUAAUUUGGACGACGAUCAAACAGAGUACAAUCUCUUAUUCCCUCGUUCCAUAUUUAGGAAAUGGACUCGCACGUUAUACUUUUACUGGAAGGACAGAUACAUGCAUUACUACAAUAACACUCUUUGCGAUUACUUAAAAGGAGAAGUUGUUGAUUUACAACUGCUUAGGGAACAGAAUGAAAGGAACUUGCAUUUGUCCAAAAAAAAAAUGUUAAGUAAGCAUUCAUUUAGUUUGAAGCCUGUUAAAGGGUCUAAUUUGUAUAUUACCAGAUAUGUAAAGAAGAAAAAUUUACAGGUUAAAGACAAUGACGCAGAAUUUGACUUAACGGGUGUUGGUGAAAACAUAUAUAACACUGUUCAGAAAAAAAAAUAA